Molecule: messenger RNA, 4984 nt
Organism: Passer domesticus (house sparrow)
Lineage: Eukaryota; Metazoa; Chordata; Aves; Passeriformes; Passeridae
Gene: NACAD
Product: NAC alpha domain containing
Exons: 9
Coding region: 618-4859 (1413 amino acids)
Biological process (GO): protein targeting to membrane
Cellular component (GO): cytoplasm; nascent polypeptide-associated complex
Source: RefSeq, a predicted model, not a curated record
GGGGCUGAGCCUCGCCCCCUCCCCAGCACCACCCCCCCCCACCCAGGGUGGGAAACUGAGGCACGGCCCAAGGUCACCCCGCACCGCCGUCCCCGGGGGCCGCUGUCACGGGCGGGGGGGGCUGGGGACAAACGGGACAAAUGGCCGGGGUGACCCGCACCGCCCUGCGGGGCUGGCGACAGCGGGGACGGCAGGGGGACACACGCGGGGUCACCCCGCGCCCCCCCAGAGCCGCGGCUGGGGGUCCCCAAAAGGGGGGAGGGAGGGUCCGCUCUGUGCACAGCGGGGACCCCAAAACAGCCCCGGGGUGCGGGGGGGCCCGGCCGGGCAGGGAAUUAACGGGGUCCCGGCAGCCCCCCCCCUUACCGGGCACAGCCCCCCCAAAACAGCCCCGGGGUGCGGGGGGCACAGGACCCCCCCCCAAUGAGCCUUUGGGGGGUCCCCAGCACGUGGCGGGGGGGUUGUGCCGGACUGAACCAUUCCAGACCGGGGGGGGGGGAUCAGCACCUGCCCCGCCCCCUCCCGGCUCCCCCCGCGCCGCCCCGCCCCCUCCCCUUUAUAGCGCGGGGGGCGAGGGCCGGGCUGCAGCUGGGGCUGGGGGCGACCGCGCUGCCGCCAUGGAGCCGGCCCCGGGGGUCUCAGCCCCCCCGCCGAUGCCCGCGACGCCCCCGCCGAUGCCGGCCAAGGAGGAGGCUCGCCCCCCGCCCGAGGGGGCCAGCUGUGAGCCCGGCGCCGCCGCCGCCGCCCCCCCCGGCUCGCCGUGCCGGCCCCCCCCGGCCGCGGAGCCGCUGCACACCCGCAUCGUGAUGGGCGAGGAGACGCGCUGCCCCCCGCCCGAGCCCCGGGCCGCGCCCCCCGUGCCUUGCCCCUUCCCCGCGCCCCCCAAGGAGCCCCCCCCGGGCCGCCCCCCCGCGCUGGACCCCGAGCUCUUCUUCACGGCGCCCUCGACGCCGGUGCGGGCGGGGGGGGCGCGGCCGCCCCCCGAGGAGGCGACGGACGGGGAGAGCGAGGGGCUGGGCUCGCCCCCCACGUCCCCCUCGGGCUCCUACAUGACGGCCGAGGGCGGCAGCUGGGGCUCCUCGGGCACGGCCAGCACCUCCCCGUCCUGCUCCCCCAACCUGCCGGCCGAGGCCGAAGGCCUGGGCGAGCCCGAGGGGCUGGGGGGGGCCCUGGGGCUGCCCCCCGGCCUGGGGGACCCCCCGGCCUUCCCCCCGCUGUCCCCCGAGGAGGAGGAUGACGAUGAUGAUGAGGAUGAGGACGGUCCCUUCGCGCCGGCGGGCUGUGAGGAGGAUGAGGAUGAUGAUGAUGAGGACGGGCAGACGCCGGAGGAGGAUGAGGAGGAUGAGGACGAGGGCUCGGGGCUGAUCCCCGCGGCGCUGCUCCCGUUCCGCGGCAGUCUCCUCUUCCAGGCCGAGGCCGUGGAGAUCUCGCCGCGGGCCGCCCCCGACGAGGAGGAGGAGGAGGAUGAAGGCAGCACCUCGGCGUCCUUCCUGCGCUCGCUGUCCGAGAGCUCCAUCCCCGAGGGCGGGGACGAGGCCUUCGCCUUCCGCGACGACACCGACGCCUCCUCGGACUCGGCCGCCUACGACGGGGACGAGGACGAGCGGCUCUACGGCAGCGAGCGGCACGCGGGGGACGCGGGGACCCCCCCGGGGGACACGGGGACACCCCCGGGGACCCCCCCGGCCUCCCCCGCGCCGCCCGGCGUGCAGCUGCACCUCCGGGCCGGGUCCCCGUGUCCCCCCCCGGCACCCCCUGGGGGGGACGCGGAGCUGGACGGGGACGCCUUUGUCACCGCCGCGGGGGCGUGGCCCCCGCCCGAGCCCCCCGAGGGGGCGGCGGAAGGUUCUGGAGCAGCGCAGGCACCGUGCCCGGAGUUGGCAGCGCCCAGCCCUGUGCCCCCGGGCCCUGUGCUCUGUGCCAGGGACACCCAGGGCCACCCGCUGGGGGGGACCAACGGGGAGCCCCUGCACGGCCCUGGGGGUGACAGCGACGGUGACAACGAGCUCAGCACCGGGACAGCGGGGAGUGACGGCCACGGCGAGCUGGGGACAGCAGUGACACCCCUGGGUGACAUGGACGCUGCGGCCCAUGAUGUGGUGACACCGGUGACAGCCAGCCUGAUGGACUCUGUGCACGCUGGCCUGGUGGCACCAGUGACACCAACCCCACUGGACGGGAUGGACACUGCAGCCACCAGCCCGGUGACACCCAGCCCGCCUGGCGAGCCGGACACCGUGGGGACACCGGGGACACCAACCCUGCUGGAUGAGCUGGACACCGUGGGGACACCGGGGACACCAACCCCGCUGGAUGAGCUGGACACCGUGGGGACAAUGGGGACACCAACCCCGCUGAAUGAGCCGGACACUGUGGGGACACCGGGGACACCAGCCCUGCUGGAUGAGCCGGACGCUGUGGGGACACCGGGGACACCAACCCUGCCUGAUGAGCCGGACACCGUGGGGACAAUGGGGACACCAACCCCACUGAAUGAGCUGGGCACUGUGGCCACCAACGUGGUGACACUGGGGACACCAGCCCUGCCUGAUGAGCUGGACACCGUGGGGACAAUGGGGACACCAACCCUGCCUGAUGAGCCAGACACUGUGGUGACCGAGGUGGUGGCACCAGGGACACCAACCCCGCUGGAUGCUGCAGAUGUGGUGACAGCCAGCCUGAUGGACAGCACGGCCACCAGCCCGGUGGCACCCAGCCCGUCAGAUGCUGCAGCCCCUGGUGCCGUGGCACCGGUGACACCAAGCCCACCAGGUGAGCCCGACACCGUGGCCACCAGCCUGGUGACACCAGGGACACCAAGCCCACCACAUGAGCCUGACACCGUGGCCACCAGCCUGGUGACACCAAUGACACCAAGCUCCCCAGAUGAGCUGGACACCGUGCCCAUGGACCUGGUGACACCAACCCCACUGGUGACACCGAGCUGCCCAGAUGAGCCCGACACUGUGGCCACCAGCCUGGUGACACUGGGGACACCGAGCCCAUCACAUGAGCUGGAUGUCACGGCCACUGACCCGGUGACACCGGUGACACCCAGCCCGCUGGAGAAGAUGGAAGCUGUGGACGCUGUCCUGGUGACACCAGUGACACCCACCCUGAAGGAUGCUGUGGCCACUGACGUGGUGGCACCAGUGACACCCGCCCUGGUGGCCACUGCGGCCACCAGCCUGGUGACAUCGGUGACACCGCCCCCCCUGGAUGAGAGUAGUGCUGCGGUGACAUCGGUGACACCUGCCCUGACGGACACCACGGACACCGCACGGGUGACAUCGGUGACACCGACCCCCCGGGACGACACGGCCACCGUGACCUGUGCUGCGGUGACCCCCGGCCCCCCGGCCGCUGUCCCCGCCCCGUGUCCCCCUGCCCGGGCCGUGUCCCCCGUGGCGCUGGCAGCCGGGGUGGCCCCGUCCCCCGAGUCCCCAGCUGUCCCCCCGUGUCCCCCGGCGCAGGCGACGCUGUCCCAGCCCCCCGGGGAUGUCCCUGAGGACGCGGCCACCGAGGAUUUGUCCCGCACCGCCGCCAGCUUUGUCACCGUCCCCGAGGGCAGCGCCGGAGGGACCCCCCCGAGCCCCGCCGGGCCCCGCGGGCAGCCCGGGGAGGAGGAGGAGGAGGAGGAUGAGGAGGAAGGCUCUGCGCCCCCCUCGCCGCAGUUCACGGCCUCGGAGCGGGAGGUGUUUGUGGGGACCCCCCCGGCCCCCCCCCGAGCCGCUGCCACCACCCGGUGCCUUUGCGGGGCGCGGGGGUGUCACCGCCCCGCUCCGGGGGGCCCCGGGGCCGCAGCCCCCCCGCCCCGCAGGAGCCCCCCGCCCCCCGGCCGGGCCCCGCGCCCCCCGGCCGCGCCGCAGGGGACGCCGAUGCCAAAGUCCCCCCGAGCCCCCCCCGCGGCCCCCCCCGAGCGGCAGCGGGACGAGGAGGCCGCGGGGGGGGUCGCAGGCAGCCCCCUGCCCGCCGCGGGGGCUCCCCCCGAGCCCCCCUGCCCUGCGCCCCCCAAACUCAGCCAAGUGCCUCCUCCCGCCGCCCCCAGCCCCCCCGGCCAGGAGCGCCCCCCGGGGCUGCCCCUCUCCAGGAAGCACCUCGAAGCCCCCCAGGCCUCCCCGCAGAAGGAGCCGGAGCCCCGGGGCCGGGCGGGGGGCCCGGGGCCCGGGGGGGGCCGGGUGCCCCCCCGGGGGUCUCUGCAGUCGGAGUCGAGCUCGUCCAGCGAGGCUGAGGCCCCCCAGCCCCCCCCGGCCCCCCAGCGCUGCCAGCCCAACCACCGAGGGUCCGGGAACGAUUCCGAGAGCAACGACGAGUCCAUCCCGGAGCUGGAGGAGCCCGAGGGCUCGGAGCUGCCCCCUGCCCAGCCCCAGGUGCCCCUGGGGCCCGGGGAGGAGCCGCUGAGCAAGGCCAAGCAGAGCCGCAGCGAGAAGAAGGCCCGCAAGGCCAUGUCCAAGCUGGGGCUGCGGCAGAUCCACGGCGUCACGCGCAUCACCAUCCGCAAGUCCAAGAACAUCCUGUUCGUCAUCUCCAAGCCCGACGUCUUCAAGAGCCCCGCGUCCGACAUCUACAUCGUCUUUGGGGAGGCCAAGAUCGAGGACCUGUCCCAGCAAGUGCACAAGGCGGCGGCCGAGAAGUUCAAGGUGCCCCUGGAGCACUCGGCGCUGGUGACCGACGCUGCUCCCGCCCUGGCCAUCAAGGAGGAGAGCGAGGAGGAGGAGGAGGUGGAUGAGACGGGGCUGGAGGUGCGGGACAUCGAGCUGGUGAUGGCCCAGGCCAACGUGUCCCGGCCCAAGGCCGUGCGGGCCCUGCGGCACAACAACAACGACAUCGUCAACGCCAUCAUGGAACUGACCAUGUAGCAGCUGGGGGUGUCCUGGCCCCCUGUAGAGAUGCACAGACCCCCCCAGAGCCUUCCUCCUGCCCCCCACCCUCCUCCCGGCCCCUGGACUGCUCAAUAAAGGCCUCCUGCACCCCUUGGAUCGCA